CGAAUUGACAAAAAAUCAUGAGGUACAGAAUUCAAGUAAGCCAUCAAUGCAUCGGAGGAAUAAAGUUAUCUGGGAUGCCGAAAGUACUGGCAUCAAAUAUGUUACUAGCAUCGCAUCCUAUGUCAUUAGCGAAUUGUCAUAAUUGUGCGAAAUCAAAAAAUGGCCACAACCAUCACCCAGGUCCGCAACUCGCUAUUUCAUAUAUUCUCUACACUUGCAAAGUACCUUCCGUGUAGCUCAUCGUAGCACUCUCUGGUGGUAAAAUGUCCGCUACACAUCUCUCAUCGAUAGGAUUGGAUGAUUUUGUAGAAUACCUCACCUUCGACCAAUCUCGGUUACUCUACUCAUCGGUGGCAGACGUUUCAGUACGGUAUAUCCCUCUUUCAAUUGUCGGACCGGUAGAUAGUUCUCGUGCGGAACGCACGGGCCCUGCAAACACCCGCUACUCCCACCGCCAGGGCCACGCGGGGACCACGCCUCCGGAGGCAGCUGCCCACGCAACGGCACUUACCGAAACGAGACUACAGUACGGUGGAACUCCCAGGCUAGCCGUAACUGGGACCAAUUCCCCACCACUGUCAGAGCACCGUAUACCGCUAUACCGCUAGAUUUCCAUACCACUAUCACCCCCACCACUAUUCCAAUCUACCACCAGACCACGGGCCCUCGGACACCCACAACUCCGAGCCCGCACCCCGAUACCACUCGCACCUCCCACGUUAUCCCUUCCAAUUACUACAUCCCCUCAUCGUCACCUGAUCUCGGGCGCGCCCCUCGCCUGGCUCCGAAGAUGCCACCACCACCACCACCAAUACACCACCAAAACCACUCGUAGCGGCCUCGAUG
This is a messenger RNA of Suhomyces tanzawaensis NRRL Y-17324, 846 nucleotides long. RefSeq lists its product as uncharacterized. The coding region runs from base 264 to 608 and encodes 114 amino acids. NCBI's taxonomy places the organism in Eukaryota, Fungi, Ascomycota, Pichiomycetes, Serinales, Debaryomycetaceae. The record is from RefSeq and is a predicted model, not a curated record. The transcript has a single exon.